GAACGAAAAAAAAAAAAGGAGGAUAAAGAAUCCACUUUGUGCUUUCGCACCAAUUUUCUUUGCCUCCUUUCGCCGGGAAAGCAUCUUUCUCUCGUAGAAUUUCCUCCGGGUGUAUUCUUCUGCUGUGAAAUAGAGGCAACAGAAAGAAAGGAGAAGAAAUGCUCGAACAAGGAUUCCUGUGUCCGGGGUUCUUCGAAUCCCGGAGGAGGCUGAUGCCAAUUUUCCUCAGCGCGAUUUUUGCCGUCGCGCUGCUUUGGGCAGACAUCCAAGGCGUCGAUGGACAGCCCAAGAAAAUUGGAUUGAUGGAUCUGAACGUCUCUGGAAUAUUGGACGAGCUUCAAGAAGGAUAUGACAAAAGAAUACGACCCAACUACGGGGGUGAUCCUGUGGAAGUCGGAGUCACCAUGUAUGUCCUCAGUAUAUCAAAGGUCUCCGAAGUGCAAAUGGACUUCACUCUGGAUUUCUACUUCCGGCAAUACUGGAAGGACCCGCGUCUGGCGUUCGACGGGAUCCUGAAACGGAAGCAGGAGCAGAACCCGGAUAUCCAGUUGCCUGCCCUUGAUAUCCUCACAGUGGGUGCGGAGUACAUCAAGAAGAUCUGGGUACCCGACACGUUUUUCGUGAAUGAGAAAGAGUCGUAUUGGCACACUGCAACCACGUCCAACGAGUUCCUCCGCAUAGAGAAAGACGGCGACGACUUCACUCUGGAUUUCUACUUCCGGCAAUACUGGAAGGACCCGCGUCUGGCGUUCGACGGGAUCCUGAAACGGAAGCAGGAGCAGAACCCGGAUAUCCAGUUGCCUGCCCUUGAUAUCCUCACAGUGGGUGCGGAGUACAUCAAGAAGAUCUGGGUACCCGACACGUUUUUCGUGAAUGAGAAAGAGUCGUAUUGGCACACUGCAACCACGUCCAACGAGUUCCUCCGCAUAGAGAAAGACGGCGACGUUUUUCGCAGCAUUCGGUUGACAAUCACUGCGUCGUGUCCGAUGGACUUGCAAUACUUCCCCAUGGAUCGCCAAUUAUGUACAAUCGAAAUCGAAAGUUUUGGUUACACGAUCUCGGACAUUAUGUAUAAUUGGCACUUGGGCUCCGACUCGGUGCGAGUGGCAGACGAGCUGCAGUUGCCCCAGUUUGAGAUCCUGGGCUAUAAACAAGUGCAGAAGCUUAUCACACUUUCAACAGUUGGUUACACUUUGAACGAUAUCAAGUACUCGUGGCAGAAUGGGCCAACGUCAGUGGGCAUGUCGAAGGACGUGUCUCUGCCGCAGUUCAAGGUACUGGGUUACCGCCAGAGGUCCAUGGAAAUCUCGUUGGCCUCAGUUGAUGGCGGAGGAGAGUCGCGGGCGUCGGUUGCGGCGGCGCCCCGGGGUUUUUUUUUUUUGCUGAUGAUUAUCGCCGCCACAGGGAACUAUUCGCGACUGGCUUGCGAGAUCCAGUUCGUGCGGUCCCUGGGGUUUUACCUGAUCCAGAUCUACAUUCCCUCGGGCCUGAUCGUGGUCAUUUCCUGGGUUUCCUUCUGGCUCCACCGGCAAGCUUCACCCGCCCGAGUGGCCCUAGGGGUCACCACUGUUCUGACCAUGACAACGCUGAUGUCGUCCACAAAUUCGGCGCUCCCGAAAAUAUCUUACGCAAAGUCUAUUGAUGUCUAUCUGGGAGUGUGCUUUGUGAUGGUCUUUGCAGCGUUACUAGGGAACUACUCGAGGCUGGCAUGCGAGAUACAGUUUGUUCGCUCCCUCGGCUUUUAUCUGAUUCAAAUUUACAUCCCAUCCACGUUGAUCGUGGUGAUAUCCUGGGUGUCCUUUUGGCUCCACCGCACUGCGUCUCCUGCUCGAGUGCAACUGGGAAUAACGACUGUGCUCACCAUGACUACCCUCAUGUCUUCAACAAACGCGGCUUUGCCCAAAAUUUCCUACGCAAAAUCCAUUGAUGUCUAUCUUGGCGUGUGCUUCGUCAUGGUCUUUACCGCACUUCUCGGAAACUACUCUCGCCUGGCUUGCGAGAUUCAGUUUGUGCGGUCCAUGGGCUACUACCUGAUUCAGAUUUAUAUCCCGUCUGGCCUCAUUGUGGUCAUUUCCUGGGUUUCCUUUUGGCUGAACCGAAAUGCCACGCCUGCCAGAGUUGCACUCGGCAUCACUACCGUGCUGACCAUGACCACUCUCAUGUCCUCAACCAACGCUGCUCUGCCAAAAAUAUCCUAUGCAAAAUCCAUUGACGUGUACCUGGGAGCUUGUUUCGUCAUGGUGUUCGCGUCUCUUCUUGGAGGCUGUUCGACCCUCUACGGAAGUCAUCCUCACGGUCCUCCUGUGCUGGACCCGGAAUGGACUCCGAAACAAACAGAGGUCCGGUAUAAAAUCAACGAUCCCAAGAUGCACACCAAGGGCGGCACGCUGGAGAAUACGGUGAACGGCGGGCGGGCCCGGAGCCACGGGCACAUCCAUUCCCAUACGCACGCCCACGCGCACGCACACGCCCACUCGUCGCUCGUGCACGGCCCGAUUGGCAGUCACNGUCUGAUGCCAGAAUACGCCACUGUGGGCUACAUCGGCAAGAGGAUCCAGAUGCGCAAGACACGUAUUUUGGCCAUGCAAAAAUUGGCAGAGAAGAAGAACCCUCCUCCGACAAGCUGGGAGAUGCCGAGUCAUCCUCACGGUCCUCCUGUGCUGGACCCGGAAUGGACUCCGAAACAAACAGAGGUCCGGUAUAAAAUCAACGAUCCCAAGAUGCACACCAAGGGCGGCACGCUGGAGAAUACGGUGAACGGCGGGCGGGCCCGGAGCCACGGGCACAUCCAUUCCCAUACGCACGCCCACGCGCACGCACACGCCCACUCGUCGCUCGUGCACGGCCCGAUUGGCAGUCACGGCGCCCUCGGCCCGCAUUCCCACCACACGCUGCCCGCGCAUGGCGUGGACCAUUAUGGCCGCGCCCGGCGCGAGCAGGAGUACCCCGAUGACGACAUCGAGGCGCCGCCUCCGGGCAGUGCACCUCCUGUGCCCGGCCCACCGCCUCCUGGACCUGUCCAGGUCACUGCAGCGGCCAUCUUACCACAUCACAACAAGGACCUCAACAAGCUCUAUGGCCUGACCCCGAGUGAUAUCGACAAAUACUCUCGCAUCGUGUUCCCCGUCUGCUUCGUGUGCUUCAACCUCAUGUACUGGAUCAUCUACCUGCACAUCAGCGAUUUCGUGGUCGACGACCUCGUUUUCCUCAACCCCGAGUGAAAGCCGUUCAUCUUUCAAAUCUUUUGCGAACAGGUUUCGCUCCUGUGCGCGCGCCCAUGUUUGCUCAACGGUCUCAUUCGUCACGUAUUCGCGACGUGCUGGAAGAAAAGGUUAUUGCUAGAAAGAGACAGAGAGACAAGAAAAAGGACGAAAAGGAAAGAGACGUGGUUCUAUGAGUAGAUGAACCAACGAGAGAGAGAGAAAAAAAAGAUUUGAUUAUGAGUUUUCCUCUGGAAGAAGGAAAUCGUAGAUUACCGAUUUAUUUUCAAAAAGAAAAAGGAAACGGUUUUUAUAUACAAGUGGGGGUGUUAACCGGCUCGCAUACUUACACGGCAUUGAUCCUUGCGACAAAGAUUACCUUUUCGGGCUUGUGAAAAAGAAAAGAAGAACCAAAUAUAGAGAAGAAAUGUUCCUCUGCAUUUCUUAAUCCGCAUCAGCAAAUUGGAAAGCAUUUUCUUAUUUUUUUCCCAGUAAGUAAUACAAAGUUUUAGAGGGUUUUCUUGUCUCAAAAUGUGCUGUUGAGUAACUUGAAGCUUCGAACUAUUGUAGAACAUGUUUUUUACAAUACUGUAUUUUCAACUAUAUCUGUAUGAUCACGAACACUUUUUAACAUUACCUAAACAAUAGUCCGUUUUCUCAAUAAAGUUACUUCUUAAAUUAAAACGGCUGAGAAAUAUUUCAUGGAACUUGUCCUUUCGAUAAAUAUAAUUAAUUUUCAGUCGCGUGCGUAAAAGCCUUUCACCUCCAAGAAAUUUCUGCUGAAGAUUUUAAUUUUUCCAACGCUAAAAAAUUGAAGCAAAGUUGUUUGGAUUUCCUUUGCUGAUGUUUGCUGAUGAGGAUUCAAGCGACUACAGAUGGAAUAAAAAUUUGGUGCUGCGUAAACACUAGCUCCCUUGAAAGAUACAUAAAGUUGAGUGUGAUUUUUUGCCCCGUUGGGCGAAUGAAAGAUUUCCAGGAUCUUCAUUCAAUUUUUUUAAUGCCAUAUCGGAGGCACACUUGUACGCAUUAAAAAAGAAAUGCUAGGAAAAUCAGCUCGCUUUCUCCCCGUAAGCAAAUAUUUCCCCAUUCGUCUGGACUUUCAGAGAGUUUUGAAAAUAGGGAAUGAAAACUGUUCGGUAGUUGUUGAUGAAAGAAAGGAGGAGAAGGUGGAGAAAAAGGCACACGAGUUGCUGUGAUUCAGUUCAGCGGAAGCUGUUUUUUUUUCGCGAAAAAGGGGGUAAAUUCGGAAGAAGAGUGGGAAAAAAGAGGGGGUGAAAAUGCUGUGUUCAUCGGAGCAAACGUUUCUUCGUCUGAGACACUCACGUUUUGUAUGAAAGACAGACUUUGAAGGCUUAGAAUAGACUGAUAUUCUCUCUUCGUUUCGCUGAAGUGAGGCAAGAGCUUCAAUGAUUUCUUCCCCGUUAUUUUUCUUUACGUUCGGCUGAAAGAAUUUGAGUUGAUACGUUUUUUUUUCUUUUCAAUAUUGCGAAUGAGGCUCAAGAGAAUUUUUUCUUGAUUGAUACUCUCGAUGCUCAACUGAUUGUAUGCGAGUGACUUUUUCCUGAGCAUAGGUGGUUUGUUCAAUGCUCUUCUUCGGCUCUAACCUUCGUGGAUGAUUAAAACAUCGCCACCUUUUUCCAACAAA
Molecule: messenger RNA, 4845 nt
Organism: Notodromas monacha
Lineage: Eukaryota; Metazoa; Arthropoda; Ostracoda; Podocopida; Cyprididae
Source: the annotation of a GenBank genome assembly